Molecule: messenger RNA, 8008 nt
Organism: Apis laboriosa (Himalayan honeybee)
Lineage: Eukaryota; Metazoa; Arthropoda; Insecta; Hymenoptera; Apidae
Gene: Con
Product: connectin
Exons: 6
Coding region: 131-1729 (532 amino acids)
Molecular function (GO): protein binding
Source: RefSeq, a predicted model, not a curated record
CGUCGUUUUCGGUUAGUGGUCAUGAACUAAGUUUCGUGAAAUUUGACAACUUCUGCGAAGGGAAACAGAGUCGAGUGAUUGUAAUAUUUCGUUGUGAACUCUACGAUCCAUAAAGUUGGAUCCGUUCGAGAUGAAACGAUUAUCCCGGCUCUUUCUUCAAAUCUUGUUCCUGGCCUCGAUCGCAGCCUCGAGUUUAUCAGCGUCGGCGAGGCCUCGGGGGAAGAAGAAGGUCGCCAAGGAGGUGAAAGACGCCAACAUAUGCGAGAUAAAGGGGAUGCAGGCCCCCAUGUAUUGCUAUUGCAACAACAACGAGUUGAGGAACGCCACGGAUGCCACUUGCGUCAUAUUAAACCCGUUCACGAGCAACGAUCCGACGUGGAACAACUUCGACUCGCAAAUCUACCUGCAAAAGCUCAAGUUCGUAGUUCGUACGCCCAACGGAUUGGAUUACGUACCCGUCCAGUUGUUCACCCUGCUCAACAACUUGCAAAUCAUCACGAUUCAGGACGCGAGCAUCAACGAACUCGCGGAAUACGCGUUUUCAAACCUGCCUGUGAUCACCGAUAUCAAUUUGAGCAGGAACUCCAUUUCGACCCUCAGGAUGCACGCGUUCGAGAAUAUGAAAAAUCUAACGAUCGUUUAUCUGAACGAGAACAGGAUCACCGAGAUAAAUAGGGACGUAUUCGUCAAUCUGCCUUCCAUGAAGAAUCUCUAUCUGAACGAGAACAACAUCAACACGUUACACGACAAGGCGUUCAAGCAUCUCACCUCUCUCAAGGAACUGGACCUGUCCAGCAAUCAGAUAAAGGUGAUCACCGCGGACAGUUUUCACGGGUUAACGAGUUUGGUCAGUUUGAAUCUGCGGGGCAAUUUAAUAGCCAUGAUCGGUGAUCGAACGUUCGUCGAGAUGCCCUCGUUGACGGAAUUGGAGCUGGAUCAGAACGAGAUCAAAUACAUCACGGAGAAAGCGUUGGACGGAAUGAGGAACCUGAAGCAACUCACGCUCAGCGAGAACGAGUUGGUAACUCUCGAGCCGGAUUUCCUGGCCGGGGCACCAGCCGUGUACGUGCUCAAUUUGAGGGACAAUAAACUCAAGACCAUGACCUUCGACAAUAUCAAGCCCAUCGUCACCAACUUGUACAACACCACCAGUCAUUUCUAUCUCAGCGGCAAUAAACUGAUCUGCGAUUGCAAACUAGCGUGGAUCUGGGGUCUCAGGAACGAGACGAAGAACGUAAAGCUGCGGGACUCUCUGGAGGAGCUUACUUGCUUCUUGGAGAGCAAUAACGCAACGCUGAAGAACAACAAGGAAGAUCUGGAAUGGAACGAGGCGCUCGAAAAUGCACGAAACACAGAGGAAUAUCGGAGCGGGAAUUCGAGAGACGGCAGUAUCGAGGACGAUGACGCUUACAUGGGCGACGAGUACGAGAGUAAAGAUGGAUACGAGGAUUCUUCCUCGAAUUCCGAUUUUCAACCAAAGGUACAGAUGGUGGAGGGUAAGCUGUGCUACGUGAAGAACCUGUUCGAGCUGAAACUGGAGGAGCUUCCGUGCCCGGAGCCCUCGAGGGAGGAUCUCAUGGCGUCCGAGCAACCUUCGAGUCGGCACGAGAACGCUCGCGUCGGUUCCUCGGGUUCCAUAUGGUUCUCAUCCUCGGCCGCUCUUAUUCGCCUUCACCCGUCCGUCCUUUUGUACUCUCUUCUCCCGCUCCUAUCGGUCCUGUUCACGUAGAACCGGCUUUGUUCGCCACCAACGAGCAGAUCGCCGGAAGGACGGCCAUCCGUCUCCGAGAGAAAGGACGGUUCUCGAUAUCUCGAUACGUAAAUACCUGCAUAAUCGAAUCGUGCGAGGUGUGUAUCGUCGCGCGUGUCCCCGCACGGAAAAUCAAAAUUUUAUGCUUUUACGCUCUUUCCAUCGGUUGGCUAACGCGGGAUAGAAAUAGUUUCUCCACAAGUUUUUCAAAUAAACGCGAAAAAGAUUCCAAGACUUUUUUAGAAUUCGAUCGAUCCGAGAUUGUUACAGAUUAUUAUAGAGUGUUUAAAUUAUUAUACGCGUAUUAUACAAUCCUUGGCGCGAUCACGAUUCAAGAGCAUCGUUAGAAUUUUGAAUAGAAAUGGAUGGACGGUCGAAGGAGCAUAUCACCGAUCCUAGUUUCCUAGCGGAAGAGGAGGGAGCGAACGAUGGUUCUGACCCACCACCUUGCGAGGACACGCCGAAAACACGUCGUCGGAUGUGGAAACGGAAUUAUCGAACGUCGAUUCCGCCGGAUCUACGAUAUAUCGAGAUGAUAAAAACACCAAAAUUGUUCGAUUCCCGUUUUUCUAUAAGCGCAACUUAUCUCGUUAUCAACGGUCGCGUACGUUUACAAGGCUGCUUAUAACUGCCAUUUUUCAUUCGUAAUUUCGUAUAUUGUUAACUUUUCGCGCGCGAUUUUUCUUAUUAACUCGCCCGACGUUAAACAAGUAAAUUGUAAAUACGCCCGUCAGAAACGGUCUUCGUGCGUUCUUAAGAGAGAGAGAAAAAAAAAAAAAAUUGUAAAAUAAACCUACGCUCCUUCUUUUAUACUUUUACACGGACUAAUCUAAUAUCAAGGAUCGAAAUUUACCAAGUUGCGACGAAUAUCAUUUAACGAAACGUUUAGCCAUUAGUGAAAAUCGUGAAAUCGAUCGUUUCGUGCAACUCGAUAUUUUUAAUUAAUUAAUUAAAAGAGGUAGGGAAAAUGUUGGGAAAAUAGCGAUAAUAAGUUUCAUUUCGAAUUCUAUCCAUAAAAUUUCUAUCCAUAAAAUUUACGCGUUAAAUAAAAAAAAUUUCAAAUGGAUAAUCAGCAAAAUUUAGCGAUGUCGAUCGAGUGUGAAUUCGCAAAUAGAAAUAGAAACGAGACUCGUAUCGCGAUCGAUUUUAGGAUAAGGGAAAAAAUAUAAAUCCUACCAAGAUUUGUUCGUUUCAUCGAUCACAAGGUAACGUUGUAAUCGAUUAAUUUAAUUACACAUAUCAUCAAGGAAUUCCCAGAAAACGAGGGGAGGGUGGGUGGAGGAGAAUAAAUCAAAAAUUCCAUCAAUAAUCCAAUAUUUCCAAUUCACCGAAAAUAUUACUCGCGAUUAUACAGAAUGUUCAGAAUAUAUUCGUGGAACGUGUUCGAAGGAUCGAUUUCAGAGAAAUAAACGCAAAAGUUGAUAUUUUGCAAAGAUUUUUGGGCACGUUUAUUAAGUUAUAGGUAAUUUAAAUACUUAUAACUUAAUAACAAAUAAGCGUCGAUCGAGCAUUUUUGUACUUUUUCAACUUUUGUGUUCGUUUCGAUCUGCCAGAGAUCGACGAAAGAUGUCCCACUUGUGUAUCAAUCAACGCUUUGUAAAAAUCAAUAUAUCUACUUGCAUCUUUCCAUUUUCACGAAGACUCUUCUGACCGAAUCUAAUUCAUCGUCGUUUAACACCGUUCCAAACGUUUCCCUAAAUACAACACACGCGCGCGCACGUAUAAUAUAUAUUAAAAUUGUUUGAACGAGUCGACAAUUUCUGAUCAGCCGCAUCCUCGCGAGACUCUCGGAAGUUGAGCGGAAACGGAAAUUGAUCGUGAAUACGAAGCUUACGAGUCAAUUCCCCGUGCAAUCGCGUUGAUUUUACCGUUAUGGAUUCCUUUUCUAUUCAUCCGUUGAUCGACCAAUAUUUAAUCCUAUUAAUUACCAUAGGAUCAAAUAUCGAUGAUUCUCUUUACCGAGGGAACCGAGAAACUAAUCUCUAAUCUAAAGAUUUAAGUAUCGAGCCGCUUGAUAUAUCGAUUAUCCUCAGUUUCAUUUCUAUCUACCAAUGCCAUUAAUCCAUCGAAUCGUUCGCGACUUUUCACGAUUUAUUCCUUUCAUUCGUGAAUAUCGAUCGAUCGAUCGAUACAAGUACCUAAUAAUCACAGACGAUUGAUCGUCGAACAAAUCGUUGUCGACGUUUCGCUAGUCAAGACGCGUUAUCGUAGUGUUCGGAUUCUAAUUAGCGUUGAACGAAAGGAAGUGAUUGGCGAUAGAGUAGCAAGCAGGAACGAAAGAAAAAAAGAAAACGCAAAAAUUGAUCUUUGUUUUUUUAUAAUCGGUUUAAAAAAGAAAAAGAAAAAUCGUAAAUAUCGAAGAAUCUAAAAAGAAAAAAAAAAUCUGUCAAAGAAGAAAUUUCAAAUUUUGAUUCGAAUAGCUAAUAUCUUCGCUGCUAAAUCCUCGACUCGCGAUCGAAUGCAAUUUUCAACGUUUAGAAUCUAAUUCCCUAAGCGUGUUUCGAGAGGUUGGCGCGGUUUACGCGACAUUCAAUCGCUAAAUUGGCGCGGUCUCGAGUUUUUUUUUCGAAAGAAGGAGGGAGGGAAGGAGGGAUGAUGCGGCUUCUCUUCGUCUCCGUCAAGCCUCCUUCUUUGGCCAACUGGCUUAAUUACGCCCCUAAUUGAACGUCAGACAAUCGAGGGAAAGAAGAAAAAAAGCGAGUGAAUUGGUCGUUCGCGACGAUACACAGCGAAUUUUCUUUUUUUCUUUUCCUUUUAGAGCCGCGGAGAGCAAACGAAAAGAUAAAGGAACCACGAAAAAAGAAAAAGAAAGAACUUUUUUCGUCUUUUUUUAAAUAUCGUAUCAUAGGAAAACAGUGUUCUUGGUAAAUUGGACGAAUACCUCUCUGUUUCGCUUUUUUCGACUCCUCUUCCGAGUGCCAUCUUUUGCCUCUCAACUUAUAUUAUUCGUAAAUAGUUAAGUUUUAUCGAGAAUCGAGGAAAGCAGAAUAAUUCAAAUUUCUUUUCCGUUCGUUUUCUAAAAGAGCCGCUGCGAUAUCGUAAGAAAUUUUUACAUUUCAAUUACCUUUCAAUUACGUAAAGUAAACGUAGUAGGACAGAGAUAUCUUUGUUAUUUAUUACGACAAAAUGUUCGAACAUUCAAGAUCUCGUUACAAUUUAUAUAUUCUAAAAAAAAAAAAAAAAAUAGAAAACCAAAGAUAUAAAAUUAUCGAAAAGAUAUCCAAUCCCUCGACUCGUAUUAUUCAUAGAUUUUUCUCAAAAUUCGUGAUUGUAAAUUACGUCUAAAUUUAUUUUCUAAUUAAGUAAAUUUACUAAUUUGAAAUACAUCCCUCUCCUAAAAAGCAAAAAAAAAAAUCGAGGAUUACACGCACGAUUGAAAAAAAAAAACACGUAAAAAUAAAAUUUUUUUGUUAUUCCUCUUUUUUUUCUUUUUAUAUAUAUAUAUUUUAUAUUACGAUCCUGCCUCAUUUUUAUCAUAAAACUGCCAAACUAUCGAAACAAAAUUGGCGUCCAUGAUCAAAUCGUUUUUGAUAAUGAUGGACGACCGAGUAAUAACGUGGAAUAUCGCUUGCCCCGCGCGAUCUAGAAGAAAAAAAGAAGCAAAAAGUGGAAGAAAGUAGAAAAAUGGAGAAUUAUCGAUGAUGUUGAGAUUGUUUGUCAUAGUAUAUGCGUUAUUAUAUAUAUAUAUAUAUAUAUAUAUAUAUAUAUAUAUAUAUAUAGCAUCGCGAUAUACAAUAUAGUAUAUGAAUAGUCGGAUUGCAAAAUGACUUUGGCCGGAACGACGAAGUUGAUCAGUCGAUAGAAGAAAAAACAUGAUGAAAACGCACAUUGAAGACGUUUGUUAAUAUCGAUAUUACGAUCUGCUUCUUUUCACCACUAUUUUUUCUUUCAUUUAAUUUUUCUACGAAUUUUUUCAAAUUUAAGAUAUAAAUAAAUUAUCUUUCGAGUAAACGUUAUAUUUAAAUAAUUACCACACAUUAUCGCGUAGUAAUGGCUCUGAAAAAGAUAAUCUGAAAUUUAUUUGUUCUUUUCCUUUUAUUUCACAUAGCGUAAAAUAAAAAAAAAAAAAGAAAAACAGAGCGCGGAAUAAAAAAAUUAGAAAAAUAUUCCAUCUUUUUUCCAUCUUUCAUUUUUUCUUCUUUUUCAAACAGAUAAAAGAAAGUAAUUUAAAAGGAAUGAUUUAAACGGAAGUUGAUUCUUUUACCUUUGGAUAAUUUUGAAAUUGGAAUAAACGAGUGAAGCAGGAGAAUUUUACAAGUUUAACGAUAAAAUUGGAAAAAAAAAAAAGAAGGAAUAUCGUCCGUUUCCGUUCUGGAAACAAAAUUUAAUUAACAUAAUAAAUUAGACAUUAAUUAAAAUCAGAAUAAUAUUAAAUUAACUUCGUAAUAACGUUAUGAAAUUAAGUUCAAUUUACAAUCUUUCAUUAUACUUUAGCAAUCAUCUUUAAUAUCCAUUUUCUUUAAAUAUAAUAUAUAUAUAUACAUAUACGAAUAUAGUAUAUAUUGCGAUAAUUUGAUAAAAAAAAGAUCAUGCUAUAUUUUCGAUCGAUAUAAAGAUUCUCUACGGGGCAUGAAUCGCGAGAUCUCGAGUUAAGUUUUCAUCAAUCAUUCACUUAGGUCUCCUAGUUUAUUAGCUUAUCCUCUUUUUCAUACUCAUCUUUGGCGUUCUUCGUCGACUCGAUCGAAUAUCGUUAUUUAAGAAUCCCGUACGAUGAUAUUUUGUGGUACGACGUCUGUUGUAAAUAGAGACGCAUACACGCAUACACGAAGACAGAUAAAAGAGGUGAAAAAAAGAAACAAGUUAUAUAAAUAAUUAGAAAAAAGUAAAUUACGACGAGGCGAUCGAGUAAGAUAUUACAUUCGGAAUUGUCGCGUGCGCCACGUUAUUCCCUAGAAGAAAAGUUAAACUUAUUCGAAAAAUGCAUCUAUAGCUAUAAUUUAAUCCGUGUUUCACGUGUGCGUGGAGCGUUCUCGUUCUUCGAAUCGAGGAUAUAUAAAAGAUGUUUUAAAAAACGUUCCAAAUUUGUUCAAUAAUUCUCGAUAAGCAUAGGAUAUAAAAGAAAAAAAAAAAUAUAUAUAUAUAUAUAUAUCUCGUAAGUUAGGUUUAAGCACGAUUCUUAAUUAAGAGAAAUUUAAAAAAAAAAAGAAAAAUGUCUGUCUGUUUCUCUCUUUCUCUCUCCUGACACGCACAACGCGCGCCGGAAGCGUGCGCCAAUACGAAAUGCGUACACACAUACACCCAUAAUACACGCGCACACAUUGACACGCAUAUACACACGAAUCCUCUGGAAAAUAUUAAGCUCGUAGAGAUAAACCAAAGAUAAGAAAAGUUUGGUGUUAGUCGUUAAGAAAGCUCAUUAACACAAAACCGAAUAUUCAGUAUCCGCCUUUGAUCGAUCAUCAUCGUUUGAAAACAAGAUUAAUCGUCUGGAAACUCGAAACCAUUGGUGGAGGAGCGUUUCGUUGUUUCGAUCGAUGAGAGAGAAAAGAAAAAUAAAUAAUACAGCGUAAACACGUUUGACUCUCGUACGAUAGGCUUCUAAAGAGCUAAAGAGGAGUUGGACGAACGAACGAUGAUCCCUCAUUUUUUUAGAUAUACGUACACACGUGUAUGUAAAAUGGUGCGAAUUUUUCUUUCGUAUCAUCCGAAAAUAAGAAACCGUUCUAACAGCAAACGUAGCGAAAUCGUAGCAUUUUUCUAAUCGAAGAAUAAGAUCGUAUGUAAAUUUCGUUCUGUUUCGUCGUGACAUCGAGAAGAAAAGAGAGAGAAAAAUAAGAUAGACGAGCACGACGAAGCACAACGAAAUUUCGCGAUUUCCGUUUCUUUCUUUUUUUUUUUCAUUGUGCAUAAGAAUUACGGUAUUGAUCGUUGUUUCUGUACGUAAGAAAGGAGAAGAGACGAAGAAAAACAAUAAACGUCGAAUUUAUGAAUCAUACGUCAUGCAUCAUACGUGAGUGCAAGUACAUAUGUACACGGCCCAUUUCGGAUUUUCACUCGUGCAUCACAUACAAUGUUGUCAUUAUUGAUAAUUUUGCCGUAAUUAUUAUACAUAUAUACGUAUAGAUCAGCGUAAGGAAUACGCGCAUACGAGCUCUUUCUUCUUCACACCAAGUGAUUCUAAUUUUUAAGCUAAAAACACAUGGGCGUGAAUGCUCUAUGAUGUAAGUUCUAAGAUUUUGAAUAUUGUACUACUUAUUAUUAUUAUGGAUUCACAGUCAAGCCGUAAUAUGUAUUAUAUGUUCUUUUGUAAGAUCUAAA